Molecule: messenger RNA, 259 nt
Organism: Sphaeroforma arctica JP610
Lineage: Eukaryota; Ichthyosporea; Ichthyophonida
Exons: 1
Molecular function (GO): guanyl-nucleotide exchange factor activity
Source: RefSeq, a predicted model, not a curated record
CGCCGAAUGGUGUUGGGCGAAGUAAUUUCGACUGAAACGAAGUAUUUAAAUCAGCUGCAGGUUAUUGAGGAGUACAACGUGGCCCUCCGUGCGACCGAUGUUUUAGCCGAGGAGCUAAUGGAUAUUAUAAUACCCGAAUGUGUAGAUCAACUAAUCGCUGGCCACACUGGGCUUUUGCAAGCCUUCGAAACAUGUGCUAUUGUCAACGAUGGACAGCAAGUCAGCCUAAUUGGCAAUGAAUUUCGCUCGGACUCUUCUG